ACUCUUAUUUCCAGUAGAGGAUCAGGCAGGAAGAGCCCCUGGUGUGAACACACGGAACCAAGAGAAAGACAAGAUGGGCACUGCUGGAAAAGUUAUCAAAUGCAAAGCAGCUGUGCUGUGGGAACCAAAUAAAUCCUUCUCCAUCGAGGAAAUUGAAGUCGCCCCACCAAAGGCUAAAGAAGUUCGCAUUAAAAUUCUGGCCACAGGCAUCUGUCGCACAGAUGACCAUGUGAUAAAAGGAGCAAUGGUGUCUAAGUUUCCAGUGAUUGUGGGGCAUGAGGCAACUGGGGUUGUGGAGAGCAUUGGAGAAGGAGUCACUACGGUGAAACCAGGAGACAAAGUCAUCCCUCUCUUUCUGCCACAGUGUAGAGAAUGCAAUGCCUGCCGCAGCCCAAAUGGCAACCUUUGUAUUAGGAGCGAUGUCACCGGUCGUGGAGUGCUGGCCGAUGGCACCACCAGAUUUACAUGCAAGGGCAAACCCGUCUAUCACUUCAUGAACACCAGUACAUUUACUGAGUACACGGUGGUGGAUGAAUCUUCUGUUGCCAAGAUUGACAACACAGCUCCUCCUGAGAAAGUCUGUCUGAUUGGCUGUGGGUUUUCCACUGGAUAUGGGGCUGCUGUUAAAACAGCCAAGGUCACACCUGGUUCUACCUGUGUUGUCUUCGGCCUGGGAGGAGUUGGCCUGUCAGUCAUCAUGGGCUGUAAGGCAGCUGGUGCAUCCAGGAUCAUUGGGAUUGACCUCAACAAAGACAAAUUUCAGAAGGCCAUGACUGUUGGGGCCACCGAGUGUAUUAGCCCCAAGGACUACACCAAGCCCAUCAGUGAGGUGCUGUCAGAAAUGACAGGCAACACUGUGGGGUUCUCUUUUGAAGUUAUUGGGCGUCUCGAAACCAUGGUUGAUGCCCUCGCCUCCUGCCACAUGAACUAUGGGACCAGUGUGGUGGUGGGUGCGCCUCCAUCAGCCAAGCUGCUCACCUAUGACCCAAUGCUGCUCUUCACUGGACGCACAUGGAAGGGAUGCGUCUUUGGAGGCUGGAAAAGCAGAGAUGAUGUCCCCACACUAGUGACUGACUUCCUGGCAAAGAAAUUUGACCUGGACCAGCUGAUCACCCAUGUAUUACCUUUCAAAAAUAUCAAUGAAGGAUUUCAACUGCUCUAUUCAGGGCAAAGCAUUCGAACUGUCCUGACGUUUUGAGAUCUAAGUGGGAGCUCUGUGCUGUGUGAUGGUGACCUGGAGCUUCCCUUUUACACUUUGCUCCUCUGAGGUUAUAGAUCUGUCCCAGAAAUACACAGAAGAAGAUCUGGUGAAGAUAAAGAGCACUUAUAAACACUGAGAGUCUAAUGAGUACCUGGGAAUUAGCAGGGUCUUAAUAGCAAUAUUAACGUUUUAAUUUACACUUCCUAAGCCUGUAAUUAUAUAUUUCAAAAAACAUAUAUUUAGGUCUCUGUGUUGGAAUAGAGAUGCUUUUAAAAGAGGUUUGUUUUUGGUUUUGGUUUUUGCCAUAGGGGUUGUGCACUUACCAGAGAGAGACAGUGAGAGGGAAAGUGAGAAAUCACACUCUAAGGGGGGAUGGCCACACCACAAUCCCUUCUCCUUCAUUCUCCUCCUGGGAUCCUGUGCACAGUUUUAAACAUUUGCUACCACUUAGAACAUAGCAUAUAAAGAUAUGGUAAGUGUAUUUCCAAAGCAAUAUUCAUUUAAUACUUUUUGGGGGGAUACGACUGUAAAUAAUUCUUUUAAAUGUCUGUUGUAAGUUACCUUGACCUAUGUUUUGUGGUCGGCUCCUUGCACGGCACACACACUUGAUUAGAUUGUAAAAGAAAUGGGGAAGUGUAAAGGAAGAACACAUUUUCCAGUGACUAGCUUUAAGAAUAAUCAUUGUAUUUCUUGGUGAAAAGCUAUUUGCCAACAUAAAUUAGUAUUUCAGGAAAUAUGCCUUUUUAUAAUUAUCUAAACACAGAGGUGCCCCUAGAAUUACAUUGUAAUAUUUACCAUAAUGUUCAGUUUGAUGAAGUAGAAUUACCAGCCCCUAAGUCCCUAAAUACUUUGUAAUGACUCCACUUACAAAAAGCAUAGUUUGGUUCAACCAUAGUGGCAUACCUCUAUAUACUAUGUUUAUAAUUCUUAAUAAAACUAAGUUUUACAAAA
This is a messenger RNA of Tupaia belangeri chinensis (Chinese tree shrew), 2152 nucleotides long. It is a transcript of the gene ADH7, whose product is annotated as alcohol dehydrogenase 7 (class IV), mu or sigma polypeptide. Bases 74 to 1198 code for a protein of 374 amino acids. Gene Ontology annotation, cellular component: cytosol. NCBI's taxonomy places the organism in Eukaryota, Metazoa, Chordata, Mammalia, Scandentia, Tupaiidae. Gene Ontology annotation, biological process: retinoic acid metabolic process; retinol metabolic process. The transcript is spliced from 9 exons. Gene Ontology annotation, molecular function: zinc ion binding; all-trans-retinol dehydrogenase (NAD+) activity. The record is from RefSeq and is a predicted model, not a curated record.